CCCUGUGUGCCCUGCCCACCCCGGCGGUCUCCUCUGUAGCCCUGCCAGAGCCAAUCCGGCGACUGGCUGUAAUAACUAGGACAAGCCGCUUCCUGGUUCUCAGAAAGGAGGAGCUGGGAGUCGGAGUGGGCGAGCGGAGGCAGAGCGCUGAGUGGAGGGGGUCAGAGGAGCCCCGGCGGUCCGCAGAGACAGCAGGAUAGGGGACAGGAGAAAGGACACUUGGUGAGGAAUAAACCCCCCUAACUAACACUGAGUAGAGGACGGAGCGUGUAUUUCAGAGGACAAACGCUGGGAGGAUUUAAAAAAAGGGGGAAUUUAAAGCUGUAUAAGAAGUCGUCAGGGUGGGACGGAAUAAUCCAGGAAGUGUUCGCCAGGUGGGAGGCGACGAGUUGGGACAGGUGACACUCUGGUACUCAGGUUUAUGAUUGCUGGUGUUUAAGUGAAAAAGGAGGACGGGAUAAUCGUGCGAGAGACAAACAGAAGGCAGCCAUCGUCUCCUGAGUGUAUGGACUGGAGGUGGCGAUGUCUCCAGGAGAGGACGGCCUGAUUGGGAUCCCCUUCCCGGAGCACAGCAACGAGCUCUUGUCCCACCUCAAUGACCAAAGGAGGACAGGACUCCUGUGUGACCUCACCCUGACCUCCCGCGGGGCUCGCUACCCAACACACCGCUCCGUCAUGGCAGCCGUCAGCCUCUACUUCCGUCGGCUGUUUGGAGCGGAGGAAGGGGGUGGUGAGGGCGGUGGGGGAUUCAGCGUUUGCCAGCUGGACUGUGUUGCCCCUGAUGCCUUGGAUGCCCUGCUGGAAUUUGCUUACACCGCCACACUUACCAUUCCAAGCUCCGGGAUGAGAGAUGUGCUGCGAGGUGCUCAGCUGCUGGGUAUCCAGUGCGUGGCUGAUGCCUGCAGAGACAUCCUUGGAGAGACGGGGGAGGCAGAGGGGGAAACUGCAGGGGAGCAGAGACCCCAACAGAUGACUAUCGAGAGGACGAUAGAGACAACAAACGUUGUAGAGAAAAUAUCCAGAAGAAAAAAUGAGAGAAAGAAAGUGAGAAAAGUUGGCUUACGUCCCAACAACUUCUCACCUCUGUACCCACUGGCCGCCUCUCCUGCCUCCCACCCUUCACCUCCCUCUGAUAGCUUUCGUUCCCUGCCCCCUACCCAGCCUCCCAGUCCUGAAUCAGAGGAAAUCCAUCCCAAACUUGGGCAAAAUGGGGAUCUGAGAGCCAUCAGAGAGCCUGGGAGAGGAAACACACUAAAUGGAGGGCUCCUUCACUGGGCACAAGAGCGACCUCUCACCGCACACCAGCCUCCCAUCCAGAGCGACAAGCUCUCUGAAGAUGAUGACAUGGAGGCGUUAGGUGACGAUAUCGUGGUGAUGGGAUCCAGCUCCAUACCUACCUCUGUAGCAGAUCGGGGUGCAGCCACAUCAGUAGCAGGAGGGGGUAGGAAGAGGAAGUCUCAGACCCCUCAGCAGUGUCCAGUAUGUCAGAAGAUUAUUCAUGGGGCGGGAAAGCUGCCCCGCCACAUGAGGACACACACCGGAGAGAAACCCUUCCAGUGCUCUGCCUGUGGAGUUCGCUUCACCCGCAAUGAUAAGUUGAAGAUCCACAUGCGGAAGCACACAGGAGAGCGCCCCUACACCUGUUCCCACUGCCCUGCACGGUUCCUCCAUUCAUACGACCUCAAAAACCACCUGUCCCUCCACAGCGGGGCGCGACCUUUCGAGUGCCCACUCUGCCACAAGGCUUUCGCCCGAGAGGACCAUCUCCAGCGCCACCGCAAGGGCCACAGCUGCCUGGAGCUGCGCACUCGUCGGCCCAAGCGGGUCCCCGAGCUGGCAGAGGACGCAGGUGAGAAAGACGGCAUGGGAGAUCAUCCCAGCCCUCUGUCUCUACAGGCCCACCACACCAUGUUUCAUCCCCACUCAGUGUUGGAAGGUGGAUCUGCCAGUCGCCCUUCGCUGAUAUUCCCAGGUGGCAUCGACAGGGAGCGGUCGCUGGCUCUUCAGACUCUGGCCCAACUCAACUCCCAGAGCCUGGCCAACUACCCUGAGCUCCUUCUCAGAGGGCUUGAAAUGCGAGGCAGUAGAGAGAUGGAGAGAGAAGGUCCUGGAGGAACGCGUUCGCCGGCUCUUCAGCGUGAUAGAUGGGCCGAUGAAGUAGAAGACGAAGAAGCAGAAGAGGGGGAAUAGUUCAGACUGUUAUGUGGUAAAGCAUCCACAGUAAAAAAAUCAAAAUAAUAAUCUCAGGUGGCUGGACUAAUGACCUGCUGCUCCCAUACAGAGAGCACUUAAAAGACCUUACAAAAAAAAAAAAAAAAGGAAAGACGGGUUUUCUGAGAUAUUCUAAAUGUGGGGCUCUGUUUUUGGAUUUUCUUUUUUGGCAUACUUGUCUAGUAAUGUUUGCUGUUUAAGUAUUUUAAUAUCAAGUUGUCUCUUCAGUUUUUUUUUUUCCUUGCUGGUGUUUGUUAAAUUUAUGGUCACCAGGAUGCUUUUCACUAUGCAAACUAAAAUCCAGGGCUUCAGAACAGAGAAAUACCUAAAGAUUUAUUUUUGCUGAUUCAGAUGCAGUUUGAAAUCCAUAUCGCCUACAAUAUCACAGUAAGGUUUGUGUGCCCGCUGUCCUCUGGUGACUAUCGGUGAAAAUGCAGUGAAAUAUAAUCAAGCUCAUUCCUUGGAUUAAAAGCAAUAAUCUUGUUUUUGUUGGUGGUAUAAUCUUUGCUUUAUUUUGGUGCUUAAACCAAAGAUUUGCUUUUUUUUUUCUAGUGUAGGAGAAGACGAGAGAGGUUGAACUGUAGCCAAUGUUGGGUUUGAAGAGAAGAGUCUUCCCAACUCUUUUGAAAAGCCAUGAGAAAGACUCUACUUGCAAUAUUGGAGUGUUUCAGAGCCAAGGGGCUCUGGGCUAAAUGCCUGACCAAAAAGACAAAGUCUGGAUUUGUGGUUUUAAUGCUGGUAAAAGACACAUCUUUUAUCAGUCCUGCGAUGCUCUCUCAUUUACAUUCUUUAAAAAAAAAAAGUGUGGCAAAAUGUAGGGAUUACUGAGAUAAUAUACACCCUUCUUGUGUAUUUAUUUAUUUAUUUCUAUUUAUUAUGAACAUCUUAAGACCAAAUCCAGACCCGAACCCAGUCUUUGUGAAAUCCUACAAAACCCUGCACUGAUGAUUUUUGCUCAACAACCCCAUACACCCAAACGCCUUGUUUUUUAAAAAGGCUGAUUGUCUUCUUUCAAGCCAUUCUUCCUCAAAUGCAUUCUUUGCACAUUUAACCCACCAGGUUCUGCAGUAAUACAGGCACAUUCCACCCUUCAGAGGGUAACACAGAAGGACUAGAGCAGAGGCAUCAGGGAGUGU
Cyprinodon variegatus (sheepshead minnow) is the source of this 3347-nucleotide messenger RNA. RefSeq names its product zinc finger and BTB domain-containing protein 7B-like (gene zbtb7b). Bases 523 to 2190 code for a protein of 555 amino acids. Gene Ontology annotation, molecular function: protein binding; DNA-binding transcription factor activity, RNA polymerase II-specific; RNA polymerase II cis-regulatory region sequence-specific DNA binding. The transcript is spliced from 4 exons. Gene Ontology annotation, biological process: regulation of transcription by RNA polymerase II; positive regulation of gene expression. Lineage: Eukaryota; Metazoa; Chordata; Actinopteri; Cyprinodontiformes; Cyprinodontidae. The record is from RefSeq and is a predicted model, not a curated record.